AUGGUAAUUGAUUAUAAACAACGGCAUGAUUUAUCAGCGUUGCCAAUUUUUUAUGAUGCAGUUGGUUUGGAUUUAUGUGACGAAAUACAAUGUUCACAUAAAAUUAAUAGUCAAAAAUGUUUUUCGUCGUACAGCUCGGAACCAAUCAAAGAAAUUAUCUUGCCGUUACAAAUUACUUGCACAACAAUAAACAAUAAUGGAUUUGAAAUCAUCAGGCCUCUUCAAACAUUAGAUGAUUGUCUAGCAUCCCAUUUCCAGAAUGAAUACGUGGAAUCAUUCAGAUGUACAGACUGUAAUCAACAACGAAAAACCAAAAAAAUUUGUGUGUCGAAGACAACACCAUCAAUAAUUAUACAUUUGAAAAGAUUUAAUAAUAAACGUCAGAAAUUAACAUUUCCAAUUACUUUUGCUGAAACAUUGAAUCUUAAUCCGUUUUUUAACAAUAACAAUCAUUCAUCAUCACGAUUACCGUUAAGAUAUUUUUCAUUGUACGCUGUUAUUAUUCAUAUUGGUUCAGGUAUUGAUAAUGGUCAUUAUAUAAUCUAUGUAAAAUCACAUCAACAAGUAUGGAUGAAAAUCAAUGAUUGUCAUAUAACAAGUGUUACCCUUCAACAAGUAUUGAACAAAGAACAAGAUGCAUAUCUAUUAGCUUAUGCACAAGCAACAAAUAAUGAAUCUGACAAAGAAAAUCAUCAGAUAAUGAGACAUCAACAGUUGAAAUCAAUAGCAAUUGAUAAAAUGCAACAAAAACAUUUGUUAUCAAGAAAUAUUAAACAACUAGAAUUCGAUCUACAAGAACAACAACAACAACAAUCAUCGUCUGAACAUUAUCAAUGUCAUAGUAGAAUUAUUCUGGGUAAUACAACAAAUCAAGAACUGGUUUUGUCAACAGCAUCACCAGAAGCUCAAUUGUCCGAUUUAAACGAUGAUGAAGGUUAUCAAAAUAUUUUACAUGAUAUGAUUCAGAAGAAUUCUGUUAGCAUAUUGACAUACGAAGAAAACACAUCGUUUUUUCUUUGA
Molecule: messenger RNA, 1020 nt
Organism: Didymodactylos carnosus
Lineage: Eukaryota; Metazoa; Rotifera; Eurotatoria; Philodinida; Philodinidae
Source: the annotation of a GenBank genome assembly